Molecule: messenger RNA, 2062 nt
Organism: Carica papaya (papaya)
Lineage: Eukaryota; Viridiplantae; Streptophyta; Magnoliopsida; Brassicales; Caricaceae
Product: alpha/beta-Hydrolases superfamily protein
Biological process (GO): lipid catabolic process
Source: RefSeq, a predicted model, not a curated record
UCAAUGGAAAAUACUCUUUGAUUCUACAUUCCUGUCCGAUCUCUUAAGACAAGCACCUCGAAAAUCUUUAUAUAUAAUAUUUAUUUAUCUUUGCAUAUACAUGUAUAUUAUAUGCACAGCUUUCGCCGUUGACACCCUCUUUUCUGUCUUUUAUACUCUCUUUUUCUUCACUUCCCACACGAUCCUCCCUCUAAUCUCCACCUUUAACUCCUUCCUUUCUCUCUAAACCAAACCAGCACAAAUAACCCAUCUCCAUUUUCUCUCCCAAUCGCCAUUCUUUCGAUUCUUAUCGCUCUCUUUGCUAUCUCUUGUUAUGCCUUCAUUUUCACUUGUAUAGAUAGAUUUUAUAUAUAUAUAUAUAUAUAUGUGUGUGUGUGUGUGUGUGAUAUAUAAAUAUAUCUGCUCAUCAGCAUUCAAUUCUCCAAUAUCGGUUACUGGAACUGUAGAUUACAAUUUCUUAAAUGUCAUUUGCGUGCGGACUUGAAUACGUGGUGCUACUGGGUUGCUCGCGGUGGGCUUGGAAGCGCUGCACUUAUAUCGGCUCCGACGACAGCGAUUCAUGGCCGCUCGCCACCCCCGACGAGUUCGAACCCGUUCCCAGAAUCUGCCGCUCUAUUCUUGCAAUCUAUGAAUCGGACCUCCACAACCCGCAGUUCGCUCCUCCCGGCGGCUACGGGCUCAAUCCGGAUUGGGUCCUCAAGCGGGUAACCUACGAGCAAACCUGCGGCCACGCGCCGCCUUACCUCAUCUACGCCGACCACGAGCACCGUGAAAUCGUCCUCGCAAUCCGAGGACUCAAUCUUGUGAAAGAGAGUGACUAUAAAUUGUUGCUAGACAACCGCCUGGGCCGUCAGAUGUUCGAUGGAGGGUAUGUUCACCAUGGGUUGCUGAAGUCGGCGGUAUGGUUGCUGAACGAGGAGUCGGAGACGUUGAAGCGGGUUUGGGAGGAGACUGGGAGGGAAUACUCGAUGGUUUUCGCCGGCCACUCGCUUGGUUCGGGGGUAGCUUCGCUUUUGACUGUGAUAGUCGUUAAUCAUAGGAACCGGCUUGGUGGGAUUGCCAGGAACAAGAUUAGGUGUUACGCAGUGGCGCCCGCCAGGUGUAUGUCUCUGAAUUUGGCCGUCAAAUACGCCGAUGUCAUUCACUCUGUAAUUUUGCAGGAUGAUUUCUUACCAAGAACGCCGACUCCAUUAGAAGAUAUUUUCAAGUCAAUCUUCUGCUUGCCUUGCUUGCUAUUUUUGGUUUGCUUGAGGGACACCUUUAUACCAGAAGGGAGAAAGUUAAGAGAUCCAAGAAGACUUUACGCACCAGGACGCAUGUAUCAUAUUGUAGAGAGAAAAUUUUGCAGAUGUGGAAGAUUUCCUCCAGAGGUUCGAACUGCUAUUCCUGUUGAUGGGAGGUUUGAACAUAUCGUGUUAUCAUGUAACGCCACAUCAGAUCACGGAAUAAUUUGGAUACUAAGGGAAUCAGAGAAGGCUUUACAAAGAAUGAGGGAAAUCAGUUCCGAGACCGUGACAACGCCUCCCAAAGUACAAAAACUGGAGAGGUUGCAGACCAUCGAAAAAGAACACAAAGAUGCAUUGGAGAGAGCCGUGAGUUUGAAUAUUCCUCAUGCUGUUGGCGCUAUGGAGGGGGAGCAGCCAUCAGGAGACAAAGAAGCAGAGCCUUCUCAUAGUGAGAAUAAAGAACCUUCUCAAAACGAGAACGAAGGUGCUUCACAAUCCAAGUCAACAUCAAAAAGUAGUCGGACAAAUUGGGAUGAAGUUGUCGAGAAGCUUUUCCAGAGGACGGAAUCAGGAAACCUAGUUCUAAAGGAAAUCACAGAUGCCCCAAGAUGACAACAUUUUUCUUGAUUUAUUAUCAAAUCAAGUUUGGUUUUUAGAAUUUGGUUCUUAUCCUUCCCCUUCGAUCAAAUUAUGAUAUCAUUUAUCGAAAUUAAGGUACGACCUUGAUUUCAAUCCGAGUGUUACAUCUUUUAGAUUAAAUCCCAGCUGUGCAAUUUACUGGUUAAGAAAAAUCUUACCCCCUACUUAGGGUUCUUAAAAUUUGAUAUAUUGUGUGA